CUCUCGUAAAAGAAUUUAAAACAUAUACUUACAUAUACACACACAUUUAUAAUUCUGACAACCUCAACUAUCUUCUCGCUUCCCCUGUCUGUAUAUCUUCCCAGAUGGAAGCCGAAGCCGAUGAUUUCGGCUUCAGCGCAGCCGAUUUCAAGCCGCCAUUUUCAAUAUCUCUAACCCCAUUCCCUCCCUGUUCUUCUCCGGCUCCGCGCCGGCUAUCUAGCAGCUUCAUUCCUCCCAGUGAGCCAGUACGAGCCGCUAAGCAGCUAUCAUGGUUGUCUCUGCAGGGUCGGCUCGUCGGAGCCGAGGAAGCCACGUCGGCUAAAGCCAUUGGUGGCGGCUUGGGGGUAGAAGAAGCCAUGGCUUGGGAAAUGUUUAGUCCAGUGCAGAGGGUUUUGGUUGUUGCUGUUAUUGCUGUUGCGGUUAAGAAUGCCAAGAAAGAUAGGGAGAUUUUGAGGCUGAAGAAUUCUGUUCAACUCAGGGAUCAAGUGCUUUCAGCAAUGCAGGAGGAACUUGACAGUUUAUGUGAGCAAGUUAAUUAUUUUAAAGAUAAGUCUGAUGAUAUGUGCCAGCAAUCUUCUUGUGAACCCUUUUCUGGGAGUAUCAAGUAUGGUGGUUGUGGUUGUCAACCUUGUAAUUUUCAUCAGCUUCCUUGUGAUGACAUGAUGGGUAGUGCAAUUGGUGAAUUCUCUAAAUGGGAAGAUACUUUUAAAUAUCAGCCUUGUCAGCAAGAGGAGCGCCGUAUGUCUAAUUUGUCAGACUGGGCUCCAAGUGUUAAUUCUACAAUAGAUAUCCAGUUACAAUUGGAUAAUGAGCAAGACAUCUACAAUCUUCGCAAAGAAUGUGAAGAGAAGGAUACUGCCAUAAAAGAGCUUUCAUUGUCUCUUGACUCAUCCAAACUUUUAAGUUCGAAGAGAAUUUCAGAGCUGGAAGACAUCAUCCGUAGGAAGAACAUGCUGAUUACAAAGCUAAAGAAAGACAAGACGAUCCUUGAACAGAAAGUGCUGCGUCUCACAAUGUUAACCUCAAGUAGAAGGGCAAGACAGCUACCGCUCCUGAAUGAUAACUUGUUAUAUGAUAUGGCAAAUACAACUAGCCCAUCAUCUUCGGAUUCAGAUUCUCCUUCUAGAGUCAAGCUUCAAGCAUGUGAUCCAAGAAGUCAAAUCAGCAAAGCUCAGAGUAGCUAUUACUCUUCGAUCGGAGACCAGAAUUCAGGUAAAGUCUGCAGUCCGAACAUAUCACUGAAAUCAGCUGAUAAACAUCGAAGUCCUCAAUCAGCUAGUCAGGAAAUUUUAGUUAAGAAAAGCAGCUGCUCAUCAAUGGGAGACCAGAAAGCCAGACAAGCUAAAACUUCCACUCUGUUAAGAAGAUCAACCGGCCGACAUCAACUAGGCAGCCCUCUAAAAGAAAAAUCAUUAAAUCAGAAUCUUGAUCCGGCACCUAUUACAAGAUCAAAGGCAGUGGUAUCUGGUGAGCAUUUGAAAUCCCAAAGACGGCCGCCAACUAAAUCUAACAAUGCAGUUCCAAGGAUGAGAUGAAUUUGGUCUCCUGUGAUGUCUCUGAUGUCAAAUCUCUUGGUAUGGCUGGUAUAUGGUAAAAUUUCGAUUGACUUGUAUGACUGCUUCUUCCUUCAGAGCUAGUCUACAGGUUAUGUAUAGCUUAUUAAGAAAUAUUGCAGGGGCCGACGGUUGUAUGUCCUUUAUGGUCAUCUCAGAAGACCAUAAACUAACCGGUAAAAAGCAUAUUAUUAGGAUCGAUGAAGUGUUUAUAACUCUUUUAACAGUUUAAUGCUUUGAAUUUCAAAAUUUUAGA
This is a messenger RNA of Daucus carota subsp. sativus, 1809 nucleotides long. RefSeq lists its product as uncharacterized. NCBI's taxonomy places the organism in Eukaryota, Viridiplantae, Streptophyta, Magnoliopsida, Apiales, Apiaceae. The transcript is spliced from 7 exons. The coding region runs from base 105 to 1535 and encodes 476 amino acids. The record is from RefSeq and is a predicted model, not a curated record.